AUGGGUGAUGAGGAAUAUCGUUUCUCCCAAGAUCCGUUUCCUCUAUAUCCGGGUGAAGUGCUUAAAGAUAGCAUCAAGCCUCUUCCAAUAGUUCUUCCAAACACAGCUUUGAGGUUGCGAGCACUUUCAGAUUUUGAAGAUGGAGGUAUUAAGCGCACAGCUGGGGAUGAAUGGCUAUUUGAAGGUCCAGGAACUUAUUAUCCUAGGAAAGAAGUCGAAGUUGUGAAGUGUGAAGAAGCCAAAGUGAUUCUUCUUAAUUCAGCUCUUGUCAUGGAAGCCACGAGGGAUUGUACUGAUCGCAAUGGUGUUUCUCGUGUUUUCGGUGAACGGUGGCUAGUUACAACUCAGGGCGCAUACCUUCCUGGAGUUUACGAAAGGAUUGUCGAGGAGCGCAAGGCUAUUACUUUGACCGACAAACUAGCUGUAUCCGUCAGAGCUAUCAAAUCCCAUACGGACAAAUUCAAUAAAUAUCGCAAGGCUGGUGAAGAGUGGUUAAUAACAAAUGAAGAAGCAGAAUAUCAUAUCUGUGGUGCACUUGAGGAGAUUGUGGAAGAAGUUCAAGUAACUGUGCUGCGGGCUCAUCAGUAUUGUAUAAUAGUCAAUCCUUGUGAUGAGAAUGGAGUGCCUCAGUUAGGCAGGAGAGCACUGAUACGUGGGGAAAAGUCUUUUUUCCUGAGACCAGGAGAAUACUUAGAGGACGGUGUUCAAAAUACCCAUAUUCUGGGAAAUGAUGAGGGCCUGAUUCUUCGUGCCAGAGAACAGCUUAUGGACGAUAUUUUUGAGGAUGAUGCGUCAGAAGAGGGCUCCACAAAACAGAAAACAAUCUUACGUCGUCCUGGAGAUCGGUGGAUGUUACGUGGACCUAUCGAAUACGUACCUCCUGUUGAAGUUGAGGUGAUAGGACGUCGAAAAAUCAUCCCUUUAGAUUUUAAUGAGGGUGUUUACGUUCGCAAUAUGCAAACAGGACAAGUUCGUGCUGUUAUUGGUCAUGCCUAUAUGCUAAAUCAGGAUGAAGAGUUGUGGGAAAAGAAGCUUCAACCUGAUGUUGUUCAGUUGUUAUCAAUGAACUUAGACCCAUGUGCAGAUCGUGGAGUUCGAUCCUCUGGAGAAACAUCCGCUGAUUUUGAUGCAACCCGUGUGGUUACUUUUCGUGUUCCACACAAUGCUGCAGUUCAAAUUUACGACUACAAAAAUAAAAGGUCUAGAGUCGAGUUUGGACCACAUUUAGCUAUGUUGGGACCAGACGAACAGUUUACUCGUCUCAGCUUGAGUGGUGGAAAACCCAAGAAACCCAAUGUAAUUAAAACUCUUUGCUUACUCUUAGGUCCAGACUUCUGUACUGAUAUUGUUAUUGUGGAAACAGCAGAUCAUGCUCGCCUGUCUUUACAGCUAUCCUACAAUUGGGUGUUUGAUAUCUCUCCAUCGUGCAGUCAAGCUGAUGCUGCUAAGCUAUUUUCAGUUCCAGAUUUUGUUGGAGAUGCUUGCAAGGCCAUAGCAUCUCGUAUUCGUGGUACUGUUGCAUCUGUUCAGUUCGAUGAUUUUCACAAGAAUUCAUCACGAAUAAUUCGUGCCUCUGUCUUCGGAUUGGAUGAAGCGGGAAAAAUUCGAGAUCGAUUUGUAUUCCCUCAGAAUAAUCUUCACAUUACAAGUGUUGAUGUACAGUCAGUAGAGCCGGUAGACCAGCGAACGCGAGAGUCGUUGCAAAAAUCAGUUCAACUGGCUAUUGAAAUAACAACUAAUUCACAAGAAGCAGCUGCUCGUCAUGAAGCUGAAAGAAUUGAACAGGAGUCGAAAGGUCGACUAGAACGUCAAAGAAUUGAGGAUGAAGCAGCUGCUGAGGAGGCUAGACGUCAUUUACUUGAAAUUCGAAUGCAGUUGGCUGCUCUUGAAAUUAGUGGCCAGGCUAAAGCAGAAGCCGAGAGUCGAGUUGAAGCGAAUCGUAUUUCUAGCCAAGCUGCUAUUGAGGAAGCUAAACUUCGUGCUGAAGCUUUAUCAAUUGAAACGAAUGCAGAAUUGCAAAGACUUCAGUUAGCUCGAGAAGCGGAAAUCGCCUAUCUAAAACAAAAGAAUGAGUUGACUUUGAAAUAUAAAGCUGAUGAAGUAGAAAUUGAAAAAUCACGUUUUAUCUCAAUGGUCAAUGCACUCGGUGCAGACACCUUACGUGCUAUGGCAACAGCUGAGUCAGAUCACAACUUACGCAUGUUGAAGGCUUUAGGUCUACAGAGUACACUGAUUACAGAUGGUUCGACACCAGUAAACUUGUUAAACACUGCUCAUGGUCUUAUUGGCUCCGUUUUCGAAAGGUCGACAUGUACAAGAACCAAAGUUGACAAUGAAAAUAUAAGUGAGAAUGAAAAGUAAACCGAAACUGUUCGAAAUUUAGUUUUUUCUAUUUUUUCACUUAAACAGCUUGAUUUUUAAUUUAUUUUCACUAAUAGCUUCACAUUAUGCUUUCUCUUACUUUCAUUCCACUACUUGAAUAUCUUUCGACAAUAUACUGUUUUGUGAAAUCUACAUUUUCAGUGCUAGUGAAUGUCAGUUCUUCAUACUUAGAAGGGAUUUCCUGUUUGGGAUAUUUAUGUAUACAUAUGUCUUCCAAAGAUGCAAUAUAAUCAGUCUAUAUGUUGUCGAGGUUAAUGUAAACUCGUGUUGAGUGCUUUCCAUACAUGUGCGUAGACAUUCAGUUUUCAAAGGAUU
Trichobilharzia szidati is the source of this 2697-nucleotide messenger RNA. The record is from the annotation of a GenBank genome assembly. Lineage: Eukaryota; Metazoa; Platyhelminthes; Trematoda; Strigeidida; Schistosomatidae.